Effrenium voratum is the source of this 2211-nucleotide messenger RNA. The record is from the annotation of a GenBank genome assembly. NCBI's taxonomy places the organism in Eukaryota, Dinophyceae, Suessiales, Symbiodiniaceae.
GUCAGGUUGCCGCAAUCUUAAAGCCAUUUGUUUGCUCAUGGCGCUGAGCAUGUUGCAGCAUGCAGCAGGCAGACGCAGCGUCGUCAGCAGGCCACAGUGGACAAGAGCGUGUUUGGCAAGCCCCCUUUGCAAGGCGCCAGUACGCCUGACAGCUCCCACUGCACGACGGGCGACAAGAGAGGCUGAUGUCCAGUCCAUGGACACGCCCGCAUCGUUCCCACUGUGGCCAGUGGCAACCCGCCUUUUCGCCAUGCGCAAAGCGGUGAGAUCGCAGAAGGAGGCAAAGGCGAGGAUGGAAAGAAACCUGGCCAAAGCCAGAAAGGUCAAAGAGGCCGAAGCCAGCGAGGCCAACGCAGGUGACGAAGAUGACAUGGAGGAUGAGGAGACCGAGCCGGAGCUUGACAAGCUGGAAGAGGAGCUGGAUGAGGAGGACGUGGAUGAAGAUCUGGAAGAAGCAGAGAUGAAAGCUGCAGUGGCCGCUGGUAGCGUAGAGGGCCGGGGCUUUCUUUGGGAGACCGACUUGGACAAAGCCCUCCGGGAUGCGGCCACGGCGAUGCCGGAAGCCACGGUGGGGCUCAAGGAUUCCGGCAAGUGGUUGGAUCGGAAUGGGGUGCUGGAGACUGUGCUCCAGAGGCAGCCCGGCAGGUCAUGGCAGUGGAAGGUGGGUCCUGAGCCGCUGGCCAUGGAGGACUGCCCGAAUCCGGACGGCAGCUUUGUGGCGACGCUGGCUCACGGCCUGGAGAGCGUUGUGGAGCUGCGUGGCAGGGUGGUGCCUUUGGCGAGUCUUCCCAAGAAGCAGCGCCGCGACCUGCGGAUCAUUGCGCAGCCGGAGGAGGUGGACUGGAGCGCUCUGCCCCCCUUCGUGCCUGCGUUCCAAGACCAACGCCUGCAGGAGCUGGCAAGAAGAGAGGGCUGCAAAUUCUUCUCAAGCACCUCCUCGCUGACAGGUAUCCUAUCGCGGUGCUACUUCACCAUCUCGCAACACCGCGGGUUUGAUUUGGACGGCCUCAGCACCAUCUUCAAAGACAGGCCGCCAACCUUCAGCCCCAGCACGCGGUGGGCAACAGUGUCCUAUGUGCGCCGGAACAACGCUGGGGACGCCUGGUCGCUGACAAACGCAUCAGAUGAUGACAGCGACGCCAACGUGCUCAUGGAAUUGGGCAAGACCAUGGAGUACCAGCUGACAAGUCCCAAGGAGGAGUUCGACGCAAGGUUUUUGAAAAGCGACACCAGCUCCUCUUCUAGCCCUGCCAGCCCUGGUGACUUGCAUAAGGAGGACCUGGCGUACCGCUUCCUGAGAGUAGGCGACAUCAUGAUGCGCUCACAACUGGAUGCCGUGCACCGGGGAGAGAUUUUCGAUGUGAAGACUCGAGCCGUCUUUGACGUGAGGCAUGAUGUCAUGAACUAUGAGGACAAGCGGAAGUAUCGCAUUACGCACAUGCUGGGUCGAGGAAAGAGCUUCGAACUGGAAAUCUAUGAAAUGAUGCGAAAUGCUUUCAUGAAGUACAGUUUCCAGGCCAGGAUCGGGCGCAUGGAUGGUGUCAUUGUCGCCUACCACAACACUGUGGAGAUCUUCGGCUUCCAGUACAUCCCUUUGGCAGACAUGGAGCGCUGCAUAUACGGCGGCACAGAAGCUGCUUCAGUGGCCUUUGACCUUUGCGUGCAGAUGCUUCAGAAGAUCUUGCAGUUUCUCACGGAGGAUUCAGAGCUUGCAGCCACGGGCAACAUCAAGCUCAGAGUCCUGUCCGACCAGGAGGCGAACCGUUGCCAGGGCAACACGCUCGACAUAGCUGCAGCAGCUGUUUUGGAGGAAGCAAAGGAAGGAGAGGAAGGAGAGGAAGGAGAGGAAGCUGAGUCAGAGAAGCUCGGGCAGGUACGUCACUUCCGCAUCUCCUCGGAGACCUUCCACGGAGAUGGGAGCUUGCGAGAGCGCUCAGAGGCACUGAGGGCUGGAGACUACGUGCAUUUCACUGUCAACGAGAUUAUGGUGACAGAUUUCUGUGAGCAGCAAGGUGUGGCAGCUGAAGCAGGCCCAGCAGAGAAAGCAGAGAAGGAAGUCGGGGCUUCGAGCAGCGCCAAGACGCCAUGGCAGCAGCUGCAAGACUUCCUGGGCGGCGUGUUUUCCUGGGGAGAAAGGAUCCGCAUUUGGCAUGCGCCCCAUGGGUAUGAGACACCGUGAUUGUGGGAGUGGCAGUCGAGUCAUAUGUGUGG